Messenger RNA from Cricetulus griseus (Chinese hamster), 567 nucleotides. NCBI's taxonomy places the organism in Eukaryota, Metazoa, Chordata, Mammalia, Rodentia, Cricetidae. The record is from RefSeq and is a predicted model, not a curated record.
AUGCCGGCAGACAUCAGCAAGUGGACCGGGCCGCUGAGUCUCCAGGAGGUGGAUGAGCGGCCCCAGCACCCUCUGAGGGUCACCUACGCUGCUGGGGUGGAGGUGGAUGAGCUGGGCCAAGUGCUGACGCCCACCCAGGUUAAGAACAGACCCAGCAGCAUCUCAUGGGAUGGCCUUGACCCAGGGAAACUCUACACGUUGGUCCUCAUAGACCCGGAUGCUCCCAGCAGAAAAGAGCCCAAGUUCAGGGAGUGGCACCAUUUUCUGGUGGUCAACAUGAAAGGCAACGACAUCAGCAGUGGCAAGGUCCUCUCAGAUUACGUAGGUUCCGGGCCUCCCAGUGGCACUGGCCUCCAUCGUUACGUCUGGCUGGUGUACGAGCAGGAAAAGCCACUGAAGUGUGACGAGCCAAUUCUCAGCAACAGGUCAGGAGACAACCGUGGCAAAUUCAAGGUGGCCGCCUUCCGCAAGAAGUAUCACCUCGGAGCCCCGGUAGCCGGCACGUGUUACCAGGCAGAAUGGGACGACUAUGUGCCCAAGCUGUACAAGCAGCUGUCUGGGAAAUAG